ACUUGCCCGAACGGUCCAGCGCUGCCCAGCAGAGAGCCCUCCUUUUACGCGGAUCCACCUCCGGCCUCUUCCGCGUCCUGCCCGCCCCCUCCCUCGCCUUUCGGUGGGGAGAUCCCUCUCCCGCUCUCCGGGUCGGCUCUUCCGUGGGGCUCCCGCCCCUUUUCGCUUUCCGAGCCCUCCCUUCAUCUCGUCCCGCCGCCGACCCUCAUCGCUUUAAUCUUGGUGGGCCCGGGAGGGAAGGCGGGGGACGUCAGUGCCGAGUGGGCUGGUCCAGGGCAGGGCAAGGCAAGGCAGGGCAGAGCGAGGCAGCCUCGCUUUACACGGCUCCUUCCCUCCCGCGGGAAGCAGCAGCCGCCCUUCUGGACUGGCCGUGCCGAGGCCUGGCGGAGAAGAGGCGCGGGACCGAGGUGACCCGAAGGGCUCCGCGGAGACGCGCUUAGAGGCGCUUUCUUCCCGGCUCUGGGAAUUGACUGGCUGGGAGGGAGGCUGCGAGCAGCGGCGUGGACGGCGGAAACACCCUACAUUUCUGAAUGGCAGACCUCUUUUUCUCAGAAGGAAAGACUCUGAUAUAUUGAUCAGGUGUGGAGUAUCAAACCAGAGGCAGUCCUCUGUAAACUCCCACACGGGGUUGAAACGUCAUAUGCCAGUAUGACUAUUAGCACAGAUGUACACACUUCAGAGCUCGGCAGUCAAAGAAGAGGAAGAGAGAAACAAGAUGUUUAGAGUCAACAGCGAAACUGCUUGCAUGACUACCGCCUUCCAAGAGUGCCUUCAGUUUCUGAAGUUGAAGAAUAAGUAAACGGAAACAAGGAUUACAUAUUAUAUUCUUUUUUCAUUUCUUUUUAACCACUUGGGAUUUUAGUCUUUGAAUUGACGUGGCCACAAGCACUGGACAGCAAUAUGUGUCAUGUCAUUGUUACUUGUCGGUCAAUGUUAUGGACACUCUUGAGUAUUGUUGUGGCAUUUGCGGAGCUCAUAGCUUUCAUGAGUGCGGAUUGGCUGAUUGGCAAGCCCCAACCUGGAAGUUUUCAGGACACAGACAGCAGGAGGGUAGGAUCAGUGGAUCCCUAUCGUCCAACCUUGGGGAUCUAUGGACGUUGCACCAGAAUUGAGCACCUCCAGUCUUCCAUGCCUGAUACAUCUUGUGGCCCCUAUGCAGAUAACUUCAGUGAAAUUGCCAGUGGGUUUUGGCAAGCUACUGCAAUUUUUCUUGCUGUGGGGAUCUUGAUACUCUGUGCUGUUGCAUUCGUUUCUGUUUUCACCAUGUGUGUACAGAGUAUUAUGAAGAAAAGUAUUUUUAAUGUCUGUGGGCUGCUACAAGGAAUUGCAGGACUAUUCCUUAUCCUAGGACUGAUCUUAUACCCUGCUGGCUGGGGUUGUCAGAAGGCAACAAGCUAUUGUGGACCUUAUGCUUCAGCUUAUAAACUUGGUGACUGUUCUUUAGGCUGGGCUUUCUACACUGCUAUUGGUGGCACAGUCCUGACGUUCAUCUGCGCAGUCUUCUCUGCCCAAGCCGAAAUCGCCACCUCCAGCGACAAAGUCCAAGAGGAAAUUGAAGAGGGGAAAAGUCUGAUUUGCCUCCUAUAACAAACACACUCUUCUCCAAAAAAAAAAAUCUUAUCUCAAAAAUAAUGGAUUUCAAGUAGCUACUUGGACUCUUAUAGGAAGAAUGAAGACAUGUAAGUGUUCCGAUAGUCCAACAUCAUAGAAGGUUGAAAGGCACUGAAGUCUACAGACAGUAUUAAAAAAUGUGAAGUAGUGAGAAUUCUGACGCAUGAAUAUGAAGGAAUGCCACAAAGCAAACCUGUUGGCUUUCCAAUUUUUCUGGAAACAAUUAUUUCAAUUUUGUCUUCACCAAGAUGAAUGAUUAUGAAGGAUUUUUUUUUUGAAGAAUAACUUGAAAUAAUUCAGGUUGUUUUCAGUACAUACAUUUUAAGACAACAUAAUCAGGCUCCGGUGUCAAAAUGGCAAGCACUACACUAUUAAAUUACUCCAUAGCAUCUGUUCAGAAAGCAGGUCAUGAAUAUUAAAAACACAUAGUAUUCUGGGUUGUAUGCAGUGGCACAUAGAAAGAAUAUGUCUUAAUAAAGAAGCAAGGCUUCCAGUUGAAACUAGUGAAAACAAUUUUCUUUAAGCAAUACUUUAAACACAUUGUUCAAUACAUACCUGAGGCAUGGAACUAUAACAAUUUAUGAGGAUAGCUUUGAAAAUAUAAGCUAAAUUACUUUUAUUUUCAUUACACAUAGUUCCAUUAUUUGAUUAAUUAAUCUGGGUAGAUAUGUAUAGCUAUGGGGAAAGUUUAGACUGUUGUAUAUGAUACUGAACUCAAUAUUUGUCUUCAAAAGAAGGUAUAGGCAUCCUCUGCUAUUGGUCCAGUUGUAACCAAGAUCACUACUGGUCAUUUCCGAGUACCAUCAGUUGCCUUCAAGUCCAUUUCAAGCACAAAUGGUCAUUGUGCUCAUCUAACAACAGAUACCACGUGCCUAAAUUGUGACCACAUGUUACUGAAUGCUUUUGGGACUUUUUUAGUUGCAUCUAUAAGAUAAGUGUAUUGAUAAUUUUUUUUUUCAAAAAUGAGCCUUUUGCAUUAGUCAAAUAUGUAAAAAUGUUCCGAGAACGUAAUGUACUGCACUGUAGUGAUGGCUGUAGAAAGAGAAAUGAUGGGAGACCUAAUGCCUAAUGUUCAGAUCCUCAAUUUUUAGAUUAGCCUUAUUAACACUGGUAUUUAAUGUAUCUUUUGAUAGACAGAAAUAAUACAUUGUAGUUUAAGUUGCCAGGAUGAAAUAACACAUCAAACUCUGAAUAGUAACUUAUUUCUAGCAUAUCUUUUAAAAUUAAAUUUUGAAUCUCCAGUGCAGAGGAAUGUACUGUACUAUCUAACUCAGGAUUUUUGUGAAUAGCCACUUCUUUAACCACUGCUAUAAGUAUUCCAAGGAGGCGUUUGUGAAUUGACUGUGUACAUGUACGUUUUACAACCUUGUUAAUUCAUUGAACACCAACACACUUCGUGAGGGCUUAAUCGAACCCAAAUUGCUUUUGCAGAAUUGCUGUCAUAAUACCCCUUGGUCAGAACAUGUUGUUCUCACGAUACAACCAUGAAAAGGAGACUGAACUGUUCACAUUUAAAAUAGUGAAUAUUGAAAUUUACUAAAGAAUUAUGCGGACUGAUCUGCAAUCUGAUUAUAAAGUAUGGUAAUAAGCAUGGACCCAGUAUGGGUCCAAAACAACCGUACCUAUUCUGGCAGAUUAACUUUCCUAGUUUCAAGCGUAAAAUGAUAUAAGCCAAAUUGUGGCCUGAUACUUUUUACGACCAGGUGCUUGAGAAAUCCUCACUCAUCAGCAAUCCAAAACAGGGUUGGUGGCUGGGCUAGAGUUAACUCUAAUAAAAUUUUGCUUGAAGUUCUAGUAUAAAAUCGCACAAGAAAUAUCUAUGCUGGAGUAAUAUGCAAUUUAUUUUCACUUGGGUACUGUAACAUUUUUGUGUUGUAGAAAUUACUAAGAUUGGACUAGAAUCAAAUAUUUCAAGUUAGAGUACUUUUUAGUGUCAUUAAUACAGGACUAUUCACAUACAUACAUUUGGAAGUACAAAUGUACCAUGUUUUAUAGAGUAAAAUUUAAUUUGAUACUGCCCCCACAUGAAUGUUGUUACAUGAGUAAUCCUUGUUUAACUAUGAUAAUUGGGAUUGGCAACUCUGUCACUAAGUGAUGUGGACAUAAAGUGUAAAUGUCACAUGACCACACCAUUUUACAACAUCAAUUGCAGCAGUUCCAGUUGCCGUCAAUAAGCAAAUCCUGCACAGUUAAGCACAAUGUCGUGGGAUCGCCAUUUGCCACCUCCUGCCGGCUUCUCUGUUGACUCUGCUUGUUGGGAGCUGGCAAUGAAGGUCACAAAUGGCAACCACAUGACCGUGAGACUCUGCAACCAAAGUAAUUGCAAGCUGGGUGACAAGUGCCUAAAUCACAAAUGUGACCUCAUGGUUAAUGCCACAGCCACAACUAUGAGGUAGUAAGUCUCCUUGUCCAGUGCUGCCAUAACUUUGAACAGUCACCAAAUGAAUGGUCAUUAGUCAAGGACUAUCUGUAAUUACUGUGACUAAGAUCAAGUGUACAAAUACUUCUGUCUAAACAUGCACAUCAUUGGUAACAAGGCUCUCUUAAUUAAAAAUGCAUAACCAGCUCUUCAGUGUUUUAAAGUUCUGCAUUCUGAAAAGGCACUUUGGAAAUUAGUUGAGAAUAGCAGUUAAAGGAGAAUAAAUAUUGGCCUCCUGAUAUGAAAAUAUUUUUUUUUACAUUUUUCAUACUCAUUGCCUUUCUAUUUUGCUCUUGCACAAUCUCAACAUGAUUUUUGAACAGAAAAGUUUGAAACAGUUCAGCAGUUUUACAGCACAUUUUAAAAAUUAAAAUCUGGGACAGUAUUCUCAUAUUUCCUUCUUUGAAUUGGCAUCAAAGAAAAUUUAUCAGAUAUUUUGAACAAACAGCUUUUACAAGACAAUAGCAGAAGUGAUAACUUCAGAUUAUACAGAACAUUUAUUUUUUUAAAGAAAAGGUACUAAUCCCAACAAAACAUUACUUUGCAUACUUCUCUUCAAGCAUCUCCAAUUUCUUUUUCCAAUCCAGGUUCAAAAUCUGUGUACUGAUUUCAUACAAUGCAUUCUAGUUCUCCAACAUUUAAUUGAUUAAAAAAUCACUCCAGUAUAUUCAUUGAUUGUUCAGCAAAUUUAAAUAAAAAAUAAGUUCCAAUAGAAGAGAGCAGGCUUCGUAUAAGCAAACAUUAUUUUAUACAGUCAUCCAGUAUUGUAUAAGGGAAAAUAAUAUAGGGUGAUGUCUAUGGGACAUAUGCAUUAUCUGUAAACUAUCUUCAGAAUUUAAUCUCAUACAUUUGAUUAUUUAAGUCAACCGUAUGUGUCACUUUUCCAGAUCUAAACCUAUUGUUUUUGUUGAGUGAUAAUAUCCCAAUACAUUGUAAUCCAUUUUAUUAGGAAAACAUUACAAUAAAAGUGAACCCUUAUUUCAUUAGAAAGACCUUUAUAAUUAUAUAAAAAGAUGGGAUUGCUAAUAGUUUACUGUACACUUCUGUGUCUCUAAUCAUCAGCCUCCCUGAAGCUUCUGAGUUUCAGGGUCCCUGGUGUUAUGAGGCAGGAAUAAAAAGGAAGGGAAACCAGGUAGAAGCAAGCAGGUGGGCAGUGGGGUGAGAGGUAAGUAAGGAAAAUUCACUUUUAUUUUUCUAAUUCCAAUGCAUUAACUUUAUUCUUUUUUUUUUUGGAACACUUAGCAAAUUAUAGUAGUUAUAACCUUAAUAAAAUUUCCUCUGCAAAAGUUCUGCAGCUUGCAGACCUCUUAAUGUUGGAGAAUCACAACUCCUUGCAUUGGUCUCCUUUUUGAGAAGGAUGCUAGCACUUGUAAUAUUCAUAAACAUUUGAACAAAUAGGGCUACCAGGUUGGAGCUAUAAAGGCAACCACAGAUGUCAGAUGAUAGAUGCAGAAAACCUGCCAUUUCCGUGACCUUCCAGGUUUUUACGGUCCAGGUACAGUAGCUUGACAACAAUUGAUAUAGCAUGUGCAAGUUCUACAAUAUGGUAUUGUAUUUCUGAUAGCUGGAGUAACAAUGUUUUUGUAUUACUGCAUAGUCUGUAAAUUGGAAGUGAUAUUUCUGGGGAAAUAUAUGGCACAAUUUUAUCAGUUGAAUAUUCAGUAUCACAACUUCAGGCUUAUAUGCAACAUCCCACAUGCCUUCUGUAUUUAAAUACUUAGGCCACUAUAUUCCCAACAAGCAAAAAUGUGUGGUUUAAGAAAUCUUUUGAGUGUCUCUUUUUUAAUUUUUUUAAAAUUAAAUAUAUUUUACAGAGUACUAUAUUAACUUCACACAAUGGCACAUAUGACUUCUUUUUAAUACAUAUUACUUUAAAUCAAGAAAUGGUUGGUGAUUAAACCUGUGUUCAGACAGCUCAAAAUAAAACACUGUGGAUAAAUCAUUUUAUAACAUUUAUUGUGUUAUCUUCUGUUGCAAUUUUCAGAUAAUAAUAAAUUCAAUUUAUAAUAUGUAUAAUACGCAGUAAAGACUUUAAAACCAAUUUGAAAGAGUCCAGUGGCAUAUCUUUGUGGAAAAGGAAAGUUACUGCAAUAUUAUUUAACCAUCACUAUAAAAUCUUUCUGUGGGGGAAAAAAAAGGAUGUUAAAAAUACAGUGAAACCUUGAUUUAACAGUCCAACUGGGGGGAAGGGAUGUCUGUUAUUCCUAAUUGUCCAUUAAAUUAGAAUAUAUAAUCUGUGGUGACAUUAUGCAAAGAUAUAAAUUGCACAUAUUUUGCAUUAUAAUACAUCAUUUGUGUAACCUUAUUAAGCAAAUGAUAUAAAAGUAACAUAGGUAUAUAAUGGCAAUUUUAUCCAUAGCAUCUGAAGUCUAUUGCACUCAGGUCUGUUAAAUCAAAACUUUACUGUAUUGUAAUAAGAUAUUUCCAAAUCUUUUGAAAUCUGGUUAUUCCAAGCUUACUCAUUUAUAGCAUACUGUCUCAAUGUGAAAAGUAUUCACAUAUUUAGAAACUUACGAAUUGAUCAACAUUAAAGAGACAACAGUAAAAAGUCAGUUGAUGAGCUACAGUGUGCUGUUGGGCUGCAUUGCUAAUUUAAUUUUCUACAAUAUUAGUAAUUCUUUUGUUUAAUAAACCAUAAUUAACCCCUGAA
Messenger RNA from Pantherophis guttatus, 6680 nucleotides. It is a transcript of the gene LHFPL2, whose product is annotated as LHFPL tetraspan subfamily member 2. Lineage: Eukaryota; Metazoa; Chordata; Lepidosauria; Squamata; Colubridae. Gene Ontology annotation, cellular component: membrane. The record is from RefSeq and is a predicted model, not a curated record.